Messenger RNA from Colossoma macropomum (tambaqui), 826 nucleotides. RefSeq names its product small integral membrane protein 30-like. The transcript has a single exon. The record is from RefSeq and is a predicted model, not a curated record. Lineage: Eukaryota; Metazoa; Chordata; Actinopteri; Characiformes; Serrasalmidae. The coding region runs from base 24 to 221 and encodes 65 amino acids.
CGCGCUCGUCAGCUUCAUACAGCAUGAUCAACAUGGCUACUACUAGGGAAGCUCAGCGUCUGUUCGCGGUGCUCUGCCUUUUCCUCACCACUCUCGUCCCCACCGUAGAGGCGUUUGACGGCGGCGACGCUGUGGCUCUUCUCCUGGGCAUGACCAUCACGGUGGUCGGGUUUUGUGCCUGCCUCGGCUGGUACGCGCGGAGACGAAACGGACAGUUUUGAGAAGUUUCGGCCCUCCAGGCCUGGACAUGAUGGUUUCUCGCCUCCUGAAAUGCGCCCUUAAGACCUUCUUUUCCCUGAACGCACGGGGCAGAGACUGUGUGGGGGGAGACCCUACUGUGGCUAAAUGGCUAAAAAGGCUAAAAGCUUAAGGCUGGAGGAGUUAGAAACAUUGGCUCCUGUGUGUCCGUGCGCCAUUCCCGGAGGACUGAUGCUAACAGCAGAGGAGAGAGACAGACAGUGUGCUGCUCCAGAGCAACACCAUUUCCUGGUCGACAUGUGACUGCGGCCUGAUGUGAUCAUGUCAUCGAAGCACAUGGAUUUACAGUCACUGGACUCAUUGGGCUUUCAUAUAGGGUGGCUGUCAUUUGACAUGUUAUUGAAAAUACUGUACUGUCCUUUCUGGCAUACAUACUGUGUAUCAUUCCACUUUUCCCUCUGAAAUCUGUCCCCUGACUUUAUUCUGUGUAUCUGCUUCUCAGUGCAUCAGACUGCCCCUUGCUUUUUGCACUUAAACGUGUGAUCUUUACAGUGUUAACUGUUCAAAGAUCAGUGGUUCGCUGCUGCCUUGUUUUCUUUCUUGAAUAAACUUUGCAAUAUGUUGGCCA